GUGGUAGCGAUAUGACCAUGAAGGUUAUUUCUGCUCUUUCCAAAAUAUAUGGUAAUGCAGCGCAGCGGCAUAAAAGACCCUAGCCAUAGCAGGAGGCCGAGAGUGGCUGUCUCAGCAGGAAGAGACGCAGUUAUUCAGAGUGCUUGUGUUGAGAAAUCCCUCUCUCAGAGAUGUCUUUGUUCGGAGUGAUUUUUAUAGCUGCAGCCUUGUGUUUGGGCACUACAUCAGGUGCCAGCCUGGGAGUGGUAUACACAGAAGGGGGUCUGGUGCAAGGAAAGAACCAUCGUAUGGGUCUGUUCAGCUCUGUGGACGUGUUCAAAGGCGUCCCCUUCGCAGACAUCCCAGUGAGGUUCGAAAAGCCUCAGCCUCACCCAGGCUGGGAUGGUGUACUGAAAGCCUCCCAGUACCGUGACAGAUGCCUGCAGGUGACGCUCAUGCAGUCUGGCUCCCAGGGAAGCGAGGAUUGCUUGUACCUCAACAUUUUUGUGCCCCAAGGCAGGAAAGUAUCCACUGGCCUUCCUGUAAUGAUCUAUCUCUUUGGGGGCGCCUUCCUCCUGGGGGCCUCGAAUGACGUCAGCUUUCUGGGCAACUCCCUGUACGACGGCAAGGAGAUGGCGGAUCGCGGCGGCGUCAUAGUGGUGACCGUGAACUACCGCGUGGGCACACUGGGGUUCCUAAGCACCGGGGACUCCAGACUGCCAGGGAAUUACGGGCUAUGGGACCAGCAUGCUGCUAUUGCCUGGGUGAACAGAAACAUCAGGGCGUUCGGCGGCGACGUGGACAACAUCACAGUCUUUGGGCAGUCAGCAGGAUCUGUCAGUGUGAAUUACCAGAUGCUCUCCCCGCACAACCAAGGUCUCUUUCGGCGCGCCAUCUCCCAGUGCGGGGUGGCCGUCAGCCCCUGGGCUCUGCAGAGGGAUCCCCAGGCCAUGGCGCGCAAGAUUGCUGAGAAAGUGGGGUGCACCCAGGAGGAGCACAUGACCGCCUGUCUGAAGAUGACAGAUCCCGUGGCACUCACCAUGGCCGGCAAAGUGGCUCUGUCAGAGAUGGGCAAAGAGCCAGUGGUCUACAUGCUAGAGCUUGCUCCAGUGGUGGAUGGAGACUUUAUCCCCGAUCACCCCAGCAAGCUCUUCCAUAAUGCGGCUAAGUUUGACUACAUCGCCGGGACCAACAGUAUGGACGGCCAUCUGUUUGCUGGUGCAGACAUCCCCUCCAUCAACCAGAAGUACAAGACCACCCAUCCGGAAGAAAUAAAGCAGCUGUUAGCAGGCCUCACCAUGGAGAAGGGAACUGCGGCUGUGAACUCCUCCUUCGCUACGUACUCCGAGCACUGGGGCCCAAACCCUGAGAAGGCGACCAUCAAGAAGACCGUGGUGGAAAUCGAGACGGACUACCUGUUCUUCGUACCCACACAGAUCGCUCUCCAACUGCACGCCAAAUACGCAAAGCUUAAGCAGCGUACAUACUCAUACGUGUUCAACAUGCCCACGCGGAUCCCCAUGUUCCCCAGCUGGAUGGAGGCGGACCAUGCCGAGGAUGUGCAGUACGUCUUUGGGAAGCCCUUCGACACGCCCGUGGGCUACUUACCUCGCCACAGGACGCUGUCUGGGUACAUGAUCGCCUACUGGACCAACUUCGCCAAGACUGGGGACCCUCACCGAGGACAGGAAGUCCCUACCCAAUGGCCACUCUUCACCAACAAAGGGAACCCAGUCCUAAUGAUUAAUAACAAGAUCAAUGUCAAUUCCGUCCAGUACAACUUCAGGACUCGUUACGUGCAGUACUGGUCAACCACUUAUGCCAGCCUUCCCAACCAAGCUCCUUAAUAUGCUGACAAGCUUGACUGCUGACACAAUGGAAAACUGCCAUUUGUAAUCUAUUUGUGAAUAAAUUAAUCAUUAAAAAUUACAUUUACAAGCA
Messenger RNA from Clupea harengus (Atlantic herring), 1920 nucleotides. Its product is annotated as bile salt-activated lipase-like. The record is from RefSeq and is a predicted model, not a curated record. Lineage: Eukaryota; Metazoa; Chordata; Actinopteri; Clupeiformes; Clupeidae.